Molecule: messenger RNA, 2533 nt
Organism: Procambarus clarkii (red swamp crayfish)
Lineage: Eukaryota; Metazoa; Arthropoda; Malacostraca; Decapoda; Cambaridae
Product: transformer-2 protein homolog alpha
Biological process (GO): positive regulation of mRNA splicing, via spliceosome
Cellular component (GO): spliceosomal complex
Molecular function (GO): RNA binding
Source: RefSeq, a predicted model, not a curated record
GGGUGCGCGUGCGCAGUGCGUCACCAGCACGCUACGCUCCCGCCUCGCCGCUGUUGAUCUCCCGCUCCGGCUCCUGCUGCCUCCCGCGUGUUCCUGCUGCCUUCUACUGGCCUCACUCCUCUCCUGCUGCCCUCUACUGGCUGUCUCCUGCUCCCCUCUACUGGUGUGCCUCGUGCUCCUGCCCUCUACACCAGGUGUGUCCUGCACCUCACCACGCAGGAGUGUUGAGGAUGAGCGAGUCACCAAGACGUAGUGUCAACAAUGGCUCUUCACCAGUACGUGAACGCUCCAGAGAUCCUUCUUUUUCCCGGUCACGAUCGAGAUCGAGAUCAAGAUCAGGGGAACGCCGCGAGAGUUACAAACACUCAUCUCGUAGGUCUGGUUCACCGAGGUAUCGCGAGGACCGGUACCGCGAUGACAAGUAUUCCUCUUCUCGACGUCGCUACUCUCGUUCUCCAUCUUAUUCCAGAAAUCGACGGAACAACAGGUCACGUUCAAGGUCACCUAUGUCAAAUCGGAGGCGGCACCAUGGGAACCGAGAGGACCCCAGCCCUAGUAACUGCCUUGGCAUCUUUGGGCUGAGCCUCUACACCACAGAGAGACAGCUUCAGCAUCUCUUUGGCAAGUAUGGAGCGCUUAGCAAAGUCCAAGUCGUUCUUGAUGCAAAGACUGGCCGAUCCAGGGGAUUUGCAUUUAUCUAUUUUGAGCAUGUUGAAGAUGCUACAGAGGCAAAGGAACAAUGCACUGGGAUGGAAAUUGAUGGUCGACGUAUCCGAGUAGAUUAUUCUAUCACGGAGCGAGCGCACACACCAACCCCAGGGAUUUAUAUGGGCAGACCCACAUAUUCUGGUUAUGGAAGACGUGGAGGUGGUGGUGGUGGUGGAGGCGGCGGCGGUGGCGGUGGUGGUGGUGGUGGCGGCGGUGGCGGCAGAUACACUGGUGGGUAUGGUAGUCGAAGGCGCUCGCAAUCUCCCUAUCACAGAGGCCCUCAACCACGACGGUCAUAUCGAUCACGAUCACGAUCAUAUUCUCCACUGGUGGGCCGAUCUCAAGCUGUUCACCAUGGCAACAGCAACCAAGCACGAUCUCAUCCUAGUUCAUCCACCAAUCACAUUCAAGGCAGAGAGACAACACGAUCUGGUCUUGGCCUGAAGCGGUCCAUUGUCCGUUAAAAUCAUGCUUGAAGAAUGGAGUAUUGGUGAAUAUUGGAAGAUAAAGAAAUCUUAAUGAAUAAGAAGAGUAGAAGCACUGGCCGGGGGUCUUUGGGGAGCGUUGGAGAAGAACUUUUGGCGAAGAGAGAACAGGCUGGCAAUAUUCUUCACUCUUUUAAAGUCAACCAAGAAAUGGAUUGGUUACAAGCUAGAAUUGAAAGAUUCAUGAAGCAUGUGAAGAUCUCAAACGUUAAGAAUUUUCUGAAGCUCGAAGGGGCAGUUGGCGAAGCUUACCAAGAAUUCACUCUUGAUUUGAAGAAGGAGAUAAGGUGGGGAAAGGGUAGCGGACAAGAUAAAAAGGGAAGUAAACUUGAAGCACAAUCAAAAUCUGGGUCAAGACGAAGGAAGGCAAGAAUUUGCUUCAGAUGCACAGGGCUUAGUGUGUACUCGCAUCGUCCUUGACACCCGUCUUGCUCAUCCUCACGGGCGAGUGUCAAUACUGCCACUGAGGUAAUCAUUCAUCUCCAUUAUGUUGGACAACCUUAAAUGACACCUGAAUUUUUGUUUUCAAUAUAUUUUUAAUUUUUAUUCCUCAAAGAAUAUUGAUAAAAACAAGCAAAGGUUUGUCACAUUGAGCUUAAUUAGUAAAUUCAUGAUAAAACACGCUCAUAAGAUUUAAAAAAUGUUAAGUUAGAUAUUGCAAUUGAUUUGGUCAAUAAGUGGGCGGGCCUUAGUUCGAAAUGCUGGAGAAGGAAAAAUUACGGCUUCUAUUUUGAGAUCACAGUCUUCAUGAACGUUUUAUAAAGUACAGUACAAUCAUUCACAUUUAAACGAGCAUUUAGUGGAAGUCUUCUCUUUGUGGCGUUUAUUUUAAUUAACACAAAAAUCUUAUUCCAUUAAAACUCAUAAUAAUGAUUCUUCCAAAUAAGGAAGCCAUUUUGGAAAGAAACUAAGGAUUGAUGCUUGAAAUUCCAGCAAAGAAAGUUGGUACUGAAGUUUAGAGUGAUGAUAAAACAGGUCAUGUACCUUUGAAGAUGAUCCCAGGUGAACCAUACUUGGUUCUAUAUUAUCAUUGUGUAUCACAAACAAAAUUACGAUUUUAUUUUGCUGACUUUAUUUUAAAGUCUGUAAACUCAGAAAUGAAUUAAACUGAAAUGAAAGUGGAAUAUUGCAGCCAGAUGAACAAAACAUUUUUUAUUGCUAAUUUAUCUUUUUUUUCCAGAUAAUUUAUCUUCAUGUUCUGAAGAGGAAAUUAAUUCAGAAGAUUUUUUUUACUGUAUUGAAUGUAGUGCUUCACGUCGCAAGUGGUAUAAAAAGGUAGCUUGAUUUGCGGGAUUUGUUAGUCUAAAGCCACGAAUAACAAAUUAAGAUUAUUUUUGUAA